UUCUUUUCCCGUGUGCCACCUUUUUUGGCAUGUUGGCAUGCCAUUGCAUCUUGUCUUGCUUUGCAUCGUUCCCGCUGGCGCAAGGUUCUUGCAAGUGCCUGCUCGUCAACCACCUACAGCUUUACGAACCCGCAAGGAUCCUGGGGGAAGAGAGGCGCGCGGUGAAGGGAAUGACGAUGUGGGCGAAGUGUCGCUGGAGGAGCCAGUUCAGGGACACAAUAAAAAGGGGGAUGGUUGAGAAAUGUGGAAGAAUGAGGGGGUUAACCGGAGGUUUGGAGGCAGUUCAAUUUAUCCGAGACGGUCAAGUGAGCUGUGUGCCGUACACUACUUGUGUGCGUGCACUCCUGGUGCUGUGCCGUGACUGCUUCACCUCGUGGGGGGGUUGGGAAUGAGUGCGUGUCUGUUUGUGUGCCCGUGUCUCCUCGUGUGAGACAGCAAAGGAUGGAGAGGUGGUUUUGCGGUUGGGGCUUUUUCUGAAUGCAUGCUCGUCUCCCACUAUCGUUCGCUUGUUCUCUUACACACUAUCGUUCUCUCUCUUCCUCUCCAGUUCUCAUUCCCUCCCUCACCGACUCCCUCACGUGUCACCUCCCUCCCUCACGUAUCACCUCCCUCCAUCACUUGUCACCUCCCCUCCUGGGUUGUAAUUCAUUGGUGCAUCAGUGUACAUGUGUCAUUUCUGCAUUUGCAUCCGUGCCGCUGAGACCUAUAUCAAGCACCCAGCCCACAUUGUUGGUGAGGGGAGUUUCACACUACACCUUCAGCCGUGUCCCUUCCAGCCAACUAACCACUCAAUCACUUCCAACCAACCACUCUCCAUUCGACUCCAUCACCAGUCACUCCCAUCUGCCGCCUUUCCCCAGCCUCACAGCUCUCUAUGCCGCAUGACAACCAUCUCGCUUGACCAUUUCACUCGACACAUAGAGAUACCUGCUCUUUGCCAGGUCCAAGGAGUGCUCAAGUCCAGCAGCCAGCUGUGUUGACAGCCAAGCUCCCGUCAGUGCCACUGACAGGUUAUCUGUUCAGUUCAGUCUCUUGUCUGACCUGGUCCUGGUCCUACAUGCAUUAGAAUUGACAUUUUUCCUAGAAUGUUCUCGUCGUUGAAUCUAGGGUGCAAAACCCCUUUUUGGACUAGACCAAGCAGCUUCAUCAUGUCAAAUUAUAUACUUAUAUAAUUAUUU
Messenger RNA from Closterium sp. NIES-67, 1178 nucleotides. Lineage: Eukaryota; Viridiplantae; Streptophyta; Zygnematophyceae; Desmidiales; Closteriaceae. The record is from the annotation of a GenBank genome assembly.